Molecule: messenger RNA, 3042 nt
Organism: Ziziphus jujuba (common jujube)
Lineage: Eukaryota; Viridiplantae; Streptophyta; Magnoliopsida; Rosales; Rhamnaceae
Product: LRR receptor-like serine/threonine-protein kinase IOS1
Exons: 13
Coding region: 194-2851 (885 amino acids)
Biological process (GO): protein phosphorylation
Molecular function (GO): ATP binding; protein binding; protein kinase activity
Source: RefSeq, a predicted model, not a curated record
UUUACUAAUUGGUCAAUUUUGGCAACUAAAUCUUUUCACUGUUUAAAACGCAGAGAACAGCGUGCUUUUCAGAACAAUUCCAUGAAACGACCAUGUCGUAUACAUAUUUUAUUACAAGAUGUUCAAUUUCAUGGACAGAAACGGUUUUGCCGCUUAUAAGUGCAUCUAAUUAAUUAGCAGCCAACCUUAAGACAUGAAAGCUAUGAAAAUUUUCAAACGCCUUUUGUAUGCAAUAUUAUUGCCUCUUCUUUUUGAUCUUCUACAUCCUCUUCAAGCGCAGCAGGACCAAUCCGGGUUCAUUAGCUUAGACUGUGGGCUUCCAAAAGACUCCAGUUACUCAGAACCAACAACAAAGAUUAAUUAUAUUUCAGACAGACCUUUCAUUAACACUGGCUCAAGCAAUAGCAUAUCAGCAGAAUAUAAAGCCAACCUCCAACAGCAGGUGGCAUUUGUAAGAAGCUUCCCUCAAGGAAUCCGAAACUGUUACACGCUAAACGUUACAAAAGCUACCAAGUAUUUGAUCAGAACCACUUUUCUCUAUGGCAAUUAUGAUGCCCAAAAUAAGCUACCGCAGUUCGAUCUUCACUUGGGUCCUAAUUAUUGGGACACAGUGAAUUUCAACUCAGUAAACUCAGCUACCUUCAAGGAAAUCAUACAUAUUCCUUCGCAAGACCAUCUCCAAAUCUGUCUUGUAAACAACAACUCUGGCACACCUUUUAUUUCAGCAUUAGAAUUGAGGCCCCUCGAGAAUACAACUUAUGUUACCACAACUGGCUCAUUGGCACUUGCCUACCGCUUGGAUUUUGGUUCAACCACAAAUAAAUCAUACAGGUAUCCGUACGAUGUUUAUGAUCGCCUAUGGACACCCUACACACAGAAAGACUGGACCACGAUAACAACCUCGCUUACUGUAAAUCAUCCAGAUGCCCAGGUUGAUUUCCGGCCACCAUCUAUUGUGAUGAGCACCGGCGUGGUGCCAUUGAACGCCAGUGCUCCCUUGGAAUUCUUUUGGGAGCCCCUGAAUGAAACUAAGAAAUAUUAUAUAUACAUGCAUUUUGCUGAACUUCAACAGCUCCAAUCCAACCAGUCCAGAGCAUUCGAAAUCACUCUGAAUGGGAAGUCGUGGUUUGAUGAACCUUUUUCCCCAGGCUACUUGGAGGCAAACUCUGUGUACAGCACCCGAGCUUCCACAGCAUCAAAUUUUAGUUUCUCACUCGUUCGGGUGAACAACUCAACUCUCCCACCAAUCCUUAAUGCCCUUGAAGUCUAUAGGGUGAUAGAAUUCCUCCAACCAGAAACAGAACAAGAUGAUGUUGAUGCCAUCAACAACAUUAAGUCAAGUUAUGGAGUAAGUAGAAACUGGCAAGGAGAUCCAUGUGCUCCAGUUGCAUUCUUAUGGUCAGGUCUAAAUUGCAGCUACAAAGAUUCUGAUACGCCUAGAAUCAUAUCCUUGAACUUGUCAUCAAGUGGAUUGACUGGCGAGAUAGCCUCAUACAUAUCCAGUCUCACUAUGUUACAAUCAUUGGAUUUAUCAAACAAUAGCUUAACAGGGCCAGUUCCUGCAUUUCUCUCUCAAUUGCAAAACUUGAGAGUCCUAAAAUUGAAUGGAAACAUGCUCAAUGGUUCUGUUCCAGCUGAACUCAUUGAAAGGUCAAAGAGUGGUUUUCUAUCAUUAAGCGUUGGAGACAAUAAAGAUCUUUGUGCAUCCCUUUCAUGCAAAAAGAAGAACAAUGUUAUCAUUCCAAUAGUAUCAUCAAUUGGUGCAUUGGCUGUCCUGUUAACUGCAGCGGCUAUCUUCAUCAUCCUAAAACGAAAAAAGAAAUAUGAUAUGAGACUAGGUUCGAGAUUGACAGUCCAAAAUGAUUCAUUGGAGCCUAAAAAAUGUCAAUUUACAUACUCUGACGUCCUAAAAAUGACAAAUAAUUUUGAGAGAACUCUUGGUAAAGGAGGAUUUGGUACAGUCUUUUAUGGCAACAUAGAGGGCACUGAAGUAGCUGUGAAGAUGCUGUCUUCUUCAUCGGUUCAGGGGUAUCAACAAUUUCAAGCAGAGGUUAAACUUCUAAUGAAAGUUUAUCAUGGAAAUUUGACAAGCCUUGUCGGAUACUGCAAUGAAGGAACCAACAUGGCUCUUAUCUAUGAGUACAUGGCCAAUGGAAAUCUGGAAUCACAUCUUUCUGCAGGAGAUGGAAGCCAAAGUGUCUUAAGUUGGGAAGGAAGACUUCGAAUAGCAUUGGAUGCAGCACAAGGCUUGGAGUAUCUGCACAUUGGUUGUAAGCCACCUAUAAUCCACAGAGAUGUUAAGACCCCUAAUAUCCUGUUAGCUGACAAUCUUCAAGCCAAAUUAGCCGAUUUUGGUCUAUCUAGAAUUUUCCCAACGGAAGGUGGCACUCAUGUCUCUACCGUUAUUGCUGGCACCCCUGGUUACCUUGAUCCAGAGUACUACAUAACAAAUAGGCUAAAUGAGAAAAGCGAUGUUUAUAGUUUUGGAGUAGUUCUGUUAGAGAUAAUCACCGCCGAACCUGCCAUAAGUAGAACUCAAGAGAGAACUCAUAUAAGCCAAUGGGUUGGUCAUGUGCUUGCUGAUGGAGAUAUUAGAAGCUUGGUUGAUCCAAGAUUAGAGGGAGAUUUUGAUGUUAAUUCUGUGUGGAAGGCUGUUGAAAUAGCAAUGGUUUGUUUAUCUUCAAUGUCCAUUAAAAGGCCAAGCAUGAAUGAAGUGGUAAUUGAACUAAAAGAUUGUUUAGCAAUGGAGUUAGCUCGAAAGAACCACACCCCUUCGACUGAUUUGGUAGCUUCCAGUGAAAUGAUAUCUAUAGAUUCGUCUACUGAACUGAUUUAUCCCUUAGCAAGAUAGCAGUUUUUUUUUUUUUUUUUUUUUUUUUGGCCUCAAAUUCUUUUAUAUCUUAGUGUGAUGCUUAAAGAUGAACAAUAUUGGUGUAAUUUGUAUUCAUUUUUAGUUCAUCAUCCAUUGUCUUUGUGUAUUUGUGGAUAUCGAUAUAUUAGGGCAUAAAAAGCUAGCUUUGUUCUUAUAGACAAAUAUAUUAU